Ananas comosus (pineapple) is the source of this 1479-nucleotide messenger RNA. RefSeq names its product probable cinnamyl alcohol dehydrogenase 5. Gene Ontology annotation, molecular function: cinnamyl-alcohol dehydrogenase activity; zinc ion binding. Gene Ontology annotation, biological process: lignin biosynthetic process. The record is from RefSeq and is a predicted model, not a curated record. The transcript is spliced from 5 exons. The coding region runs from base 107 to 1213 and encodes 368 amino acids. Lineage: Eukaryota; Viridiplantae; Streptophyta; Magnoliopsida; Poales; Bromeliaceae.
CUCUUUCCCAGUGUUUCACGAUUCCCUCAUUCGCAUCUCCUCUCUCUCUCUCUCUCUCUCUCUCUCUCUCUCGCGAUCUCUCGAGCGAUCUCGCGAAGGAGCAUCAAUGGCGCCGUCGACGGAGAACGGGGAGAAGCUUUCGCCCGCGGAGGAGCACUCCCGCAAGGCCUUCGGCUUGGCGGCCACCGACUCCUCCGGCCACCUCUCUCCUUUCGCCUUCUCUCGCAGAAACAAUGGCGAAAAUGAUGUGACCAUAAAGAUACUCUUCUGUGGGAUCUGCCAUUCGGACCUUCACAGCAUAAAGAACGAAUGGCGAAACACCAUUUACCCAAUUGUGGCUGGGCAUGAAAUCGCUGGUCUGGUCACCGAAGUAGGAAGCAAGGUCCAGAAGUACAAAGUCGGCGACAAGGUUGGCGUGGGCUGCAUGGUGAAUUCAUGCCAAUCCUGCAACAACUGCAACCAAGGUUUCGAGAACUACUGCCCUGGCAUGAUCCUGACCUACAACUCCAUUGAUAAAGACGGAUCCGUUACCUAUGGUGGAUAUUCGAACAUGAUCGUCGUCAACGAGAAAUUUGUUAUUAAAUUUCCUGAAAACCUCCCUCUUGACAAGGGCGCGCCACUUUUGUGUGCGGGCAUUACUGUUUAUAGCCCGAUGAAGUAUCAUGGGCUAAAUGAGCCUGGGAAGCACCUCGGGGUGGUCGGGCUUGGCGGGCUGGGCCAUGUGGCAGUGAAGUUUGGCAAGGCGUUUGGAUUGAAGGUGACGGUGAUCAGCACUUCGGCAAGCAAGGAGAAGGAGGCAAUAGAACGGUUGGGAGCUGAUGCUUUCUUGAUCAGUAAAAAUCCUGAACAGAUGCAGGCUGCAAUGGGCACCAUGGAUGGUAUCAUCGACACUGUUUCUGCUCCUCACUCCAUCCCGCCUCUCUUGGCUCUACUUAAAGCCACUGGGAAGAUGAUCAUGGUGGGCUUACCUGAGAAGCCCCUGGAGAUACCUGCGUUCUCAUUGAUCAUGGGUGGAAAGAACUUGGCGGGAAGCUGCAUUGGUGGGAUUAAGGACACCCAAGAGAUGCUGGACUUUGCCGGGAAACACGGCGUGACAGCCGACAUCGAGCUCAUCAGCGCGGAUUACGUGAACACGGCCAUUGAGCGGCUCGUCAAGGCCGAUGUUCGAUACCGAUUCGUCAUCGACAUAGCGAAUAGCCUGAAUGCUGCCUAAAAGGAUUUAAAUAAAUGGUUUGCAGUUGUGAGGAAAUCUAGUAGACUUAAUUUCUUAGUUACGUCGGGAGCGAGCCUUCCUAUUACUUUUAACUUUGGAGCUUUUGUUUUGGUGAGAUAACGUGGUAAUGUUUGUGUUGUGUGUUUCACUGUUUUGUAGUUAAAAGGUUGGUGUAAUCGUUGUGACUAUGGUAUCUUGUAGCGAAAUCACUGUGCCUCCCUUUCUCCUAGCUUAAAUAUUACUGCGAGUUACCUGUUUAGCAUUUA